CGUCCCCAAAACACAUUUCUUUCCUUUGCCUGCUUUCCUACCAAUACCAUCUCGCCCGCUUGCGUUGCGUGAAUCUGCCCAUUCCUCACCAUUCUAAACACCCCCCUUUCCAUAACAAUGCCGCCGUGGAGGCAGCGCGCGCGGGGCCUCCGGCGGUGCUAGAUCCGCGGCCCAGCACAGCGACGCGAGCCGAGCCAAGGUACCGGGCGGGGACCUCCAGCGGCGCUCAGGAAGGCGCCGAAGAAAACCGUGGCCGCCGGGACAGGCGGGGGCGUCCAAUGCACGAGCACACCCGCGCCUGGGCGUGGGAGGCGACGGUGCGCAAGGUGCAGCAUCCGCAGCCCGUGGGCAGGCGCCGGGUGUCCCCGAUGUCGGCCGCGGACGACUACGAGACGGCGUCGUCGUCCUCGUCGGCCGCCGGCGACGUCUGCGAGCACGUCCACGGCUACAUGGAGCGCGGCCUCCCCAACGGCGACUUCUACACGGGCCAGUGGCGCGACGGCGCGCCGCACGGGGCCGGCAAGUACCUGUGGACGGACGGGUGCAUGUACGAGGGGGAGUGGCGGCACGGCAAGGCCACGGGGCGGGGCAAGUUCUCCUGGCCGUCGGGAGCCACCUACGAGGGCGAGUUCAAGGACGGGUUCAUGGACGGCUCCGGCACCUACACCGGCGCCGCCGGGGACACCUACCGGGGGUCCUGGUCCAUGAACCUCAAGCACGGCAGCGGCAAGAAGAGCUACGCCAACGGCGACGAGUACGACGGCGAGUGGCGCGCGGGGCUGCAGGACGGCUCCGGCCGCUACACCUGGCGCAACGGCACCGAGUACACGGGGCAGUGGUGCGCGGGGCUCAUCCACGGCCGCGGCGCGCUCGUCUGGUCCAACGGCAACCGCUACGAUGGCGGGUGGGAGGACGGCUGUCCGCGUGGCCAGGGGACUUUCCGCUGGGCCGACGGCAGCGUCUACGUCGGCCGCUGGACGCGCGACACUCCCACCGGCAUUGUCCAGCAGAAGGGAGUCUACUACCCGUCCCCGGCGGCGUCCUCCCCGACGGCACGCGAUCCCCGCGACGUGUUCGCCAGGGACCUGCCGGGCUUCAUGGGCGCCAGACCCGACUCCCCGUCGCCGCGCAAGUCACGCGCAUCGUCUGUCAGGGCGGCCAACGGGCGGGCGAGCUCAGCGUCCGGGUUGAGCAACAGUUCCGGCGGCGACAGGAAGUAUGAGAAGAUUUGCAUUUGGGAGUCCGACGGCGACAUCACGUGCGACAUUGUGGACGGGCCCGCCUUGGGAGAUGAGGCGGGGACCGCGCGGAGGAGCGUGAGGACGGACGACGGCGGUGACGACCGGGGCCUGCCGCCACCAUCGCCGGCGCCGCACGUCACACAGUGGGUACCUCCACGGGAGGUGAAGCGACAAGGGGAGACCAUCGCCAAGGGACACAAGCACUACGAGCUUAUGCUAAAAUUGCAGCUCGGGAUCAGGCAUGCAGUGGGGAAGCAAGGCCCAAUUGUGCUUGAUCUGAAAUCGUCUGCUUUCGACCCAAAGGAAAAGGUAUGGACGAAGUUUCCUCCUCAAGGCUCAAAAUACACUCCUCCCCACAAUUCUUGUGACUUCAGAUGGAAGGAUUACUGCCCACAGGUCUUCCGGACGCUGCGCAAGCUGUUCAAGGUGGAUGCUGGUGACUAUAUGUUAUCGCUAUGUGGAAAUGAGGCUCUCAGAGAGCUUUCAUCUCCUGGUAAGAGUGGAAGCUUUUUCUACCUGACAAACGAUGAUCGGUACAUGAUAAAGACGAUGAAGAAAUCUGAAGUGAAGAUGCUUCUGAAGAUGCUCCCAGCUUAUUACAAUCAUGUCCGGGCAUUUGAGAAUACUCUAGUAACCAAGUUUUUUGGUCUACACUGUGUCAAGUUAGCUGGAGCAAAUCAGAAGAAGGUUCGUUUUGUCAUAAUGGGAAAUCUAUUCUGCUCGGAAUAUCCAAUUCAUAGGCGUUUUGAUCUCAAAGGUUCAUCACUUGGGCGCACAACUGAUAAGCCACAUACAGAGAUCGAUCAGUAUACAACUUUGAAGGAUCUUGACCUGAACUUCAUCUUUAGAUUGAAGAAGCAAUGGUUCCAUGAGUUCCAAAGGCAAGUGGACAGGGAUUGUGAGUUCCUUGAGCAGGAGAAAAUCAUGGAUUACAGUCUUCUUGUUGGCGUACAUUUCAGAGAUAACACAGAGAAGCUUCUGACUGAAGGUUCCAUUGACUUUGAUAUCAUCAACAACGUACCGACACCUCGCCUUUCAAAAGGAAAUACAGAUCGGUUUCUUGCUGGUCCAAACAGGUCUCCUAAAAUCAAACUUGGGGCCAACAUGCCUUCGAGAGCAGAACUCACUGCCCGUAAGAGCGACUGCGAACCGCGGAUGAUCGGAGAGCCCACCGGAGAGUGCUACGACGUCAUACUGUAUUUUGGGAUCAUAGACAUACUUCAGGAUUACGAUAUCAGCAAGAGGCUUGAGCACGCGUACAAGUCUUUCCAGCACGACCCAACCUCUAUGUCCGCGGUGGACCCGAGGCAGUAUUCCAGGCGGUUUAAAGAAUUCGUGUACAGAGUGUUUCAAGAAGACGGGUGCGCAGCUGCAGACGCGUUGAGACUUUGGAGAUGCCGCAGCCUCCAUGUGUAGGUGGGUGAACUCUCAAAGGAAGCCCAUCUGGGUGGACUAGAGUUGCCAGAAGCCAGCCUCCAUGUUGAGACUUUGGAGGGUGGCGUGGGUGAGCGUCAGUCAGUGGAAGCCCAUCUGGGUGGACUAGAGUUGCCAGAAGCCAGCCGUCAUCUUUGUCUUCCAGAAUUAUAGUUUUAGCCAUACACAUACGUACAUAGCUCAUCACUAAUGUUUUGUAGGGUAGGGAGGUGUUUAGCUUACAGAUCCAGCUCACAGAUAGAAAGAUUGUAAGACAAGAGCGCAAGCCAGUCGGGAGAUGUAGAUUCUUCAUCACCCGUCCCGAGGUGUUUAGCUUACAGAUUCAGCUCACAGAUACAAAGCUACUGUCUUGAUCGCAACCUCUUAUUUUAACUUAUCGAUAGGAAACCCCUUGUAGACGACGAGUGAGAUCGCUGUAAUGUACAGGGUUUGUGGGUGGCCUACAAGUGAUGGCUCAGUUUUGUUCCUUCUUUGUUUUCUGGAAAUGAAUGAUCUU
Messenger RNA from Zea mays, 3171 nucleotides. RefSeq lists its product as uncharacterized. Gene Ontology annotation, biological process: phosphatidylinositol phosphate biosynthetic process. The record is from RefSeq and is marked validated. The transcript has 8 exons. Gene Ontology annotation, molecular function: 1-phosphatidylinositol-4-phosphate 5-kinase activity; ATP binding. Bases 279 to 2657 code for a protein of 792 amino acids. Gene Ontology annotation, cellular component: plasma membrane. Lineage: Eukaryota; Viridiplantae; Streptophyta; Magnoliopsida; Poales; Poaceae.